AUGGCGUACUCGCAGCACCGCAGCAAUUCCAGCUACGGCGCCAACGAUAACUACGACAAUGGCAUCCAGCGCCGGCCGACUGACCGCGACCGCAGAGCCGACCGUAACACGCGGUCCAGCGAGGGAACAGUCAGCACAGUCAUGAGCGCAUCGACGGGUAGAGAGUCGUCGGCGACACAUAUGACAGAGGCGCCCGCGUACUCCAAGAAGAUCGUGGUGGUAGGCGACGGAGGGUGCGGCAAGACUUGUCUCCUGAUCAGCUACAGCCAAGGAUACUUCCCAGAGAAAUACGUACCGACGGUCUUCGAGAACUACAUCACCUACCCGACCCAUCAGCCAAGCGGUAAGACCGUCGAGCUUGCGCUGUGGGAUACUGCUGGGCAAGAGGAGUACGACAGAUUGCGACCGCUGUCGUACCCCGAAACGGAUCUCAUCUUCGUCUGCUUUGCUAUCGACUGUCCCAACUCGCUAGACAAUGUAUUGGACAAGUGGUACCCCGAAGUCCUCCAUUUCUGCCCAUACACGCCUCUCAUCCUCGUCGGCCUGAAGUCAGAUCUGCGCCACAAGAAGACCUGUGUCGAGAUGCUGAAGACGCAAGGCCUAACGCCUGUCACCGCCGAUCAGGGCAUGUCUCUGGCCAAGAAGAUGGGCGCACAGUAUAUGGAGUGCAGCAGUAAGGAGAUGACGGGAGUGGACGAGAUCUUCGACAGGGCAAUCAACACGGUCGUCUCGAACGAUAGGCGCAACCUCGAGACGGCCAUGGCUGCCGCGCCGAAAACGUCGUCAUCUGGCGCCGGUCCUACCAGCAGCGGCCGGGAAAGCGGCGGCAUCCCCGGCGUCCGCGCUUUUAAGAAGAAGAAGCGGGAGUGCAGAAUCCUCUGA
Anthostomella pinea is the source of this 882-nucleotide messenger RNA. Lineage: Eukaryota; Fungi; Ascomycota; Sordariomycetes; Xylariales; Xylariaceae. The record is from the annotation of a GenBank genome assembly.